AUGGACUCACUACGCCUGCCACAGUUGUUAAAAAUAAUCAUUUUGCCUUUUCUUUCUUUUCAGCCACCGGCUGGUCAAAACAAAUGUGAGGAGGAUCCCAAAAACAGACAUGGAAGUAAAAGCAAAGAGGUCAAAGCGAGCCCUGCACACUCCACUGCAGCUUUGAUUGAGGAGGACGCAGACCCAUGGGACCUGCCAGAGCUGAAGGACACAGGCGUUCCCUGGUCAGCUCUGGACACCAGAGGCAAGGUGUUGAGAGUGUUGGUCUCGGUGGCGAAGCUGAUCCUGCUGCUGGGUUUCCUCUACAUAUUCAUCUGCUCUCUUGACAUCCUCAGCUCAGCUUUCCAGCUUGUUGGAGGUAAAGCAGCAGGAGACAUCUUUCAGGACAACGCAGUUUUGGCCAACCCUCUGGCUGGUCUGGUCAUCGGGGUUCUGGUCACACUGCUGGUCCAGAGCUCAUCCACUUCAUCCUCCAUAGUUGUCAGCAUGGUCUCCUCUGGACUGCUAACGGUCCAGCUGGCUGUUCCCAUCAUCAUGGGCACCAACAUCGGCACCUCUGUCACCAACACACUAGUGGCCAUGACGCAGGCUGGUGAACGCAGCACCUUUCGCAGGGCUUUUGCAGGGGCCACAGUUCAUGACUUUUUCAACUGGCUCUCUGUACUGGUGCUGCUGCCUCUGGAGGUCGCCACUGGUUAUUUGUAUGAGGUCACCAAGCUCAUGAUUGACUCCUUCAAAAUUGAGAGUGGAGAGGCCCCAGACCUUUUAAAUGUGAUCACUGAUGUCCUCACCGAGUCAAUUAUACAGCUGGAUCAGUCUGUCAUUAGUGGAAUUGCCACAGGAGACCCAGAAGCCAGGAACAAGAGUCUCAUUAAGAAAUGGUGCCAAACCUUCACCAACACAACCUUAAAGAAUGUUACAGUGCCUGGUCCAGAGAACUGCACGUCUCCAUCUCUUUGCUGGGUCGAUGGCAACUACACCUUCACACUGAAGAACAUUUCUCAAACAUUCAAUGUCCAGAAAUGUAAACAUCUCUUUGUGAAUGUGAAUCUGUCUGACCUGGCAGUGGGUCUGAUCCUGCUGGCUCUUUCUCUGCUGGUGCUCUGCUCCUGCCUGAUCCUCAUUGUCAAGCUGCUCAACUCCAUGCUGAAGGGACAGGUGGCUGCCGUCAUCAAGAAGAUCCUCAACACUGAUUUCCCAUUUCCAUUUGGCUGGGUCACGGGGUACAUCGCUAUUUUAGUCGGAGCUGGAAUGACCUUCAUUGUGCAGAGCAGUUCAGUUUUCACUUCGGCAAUUACUCCACUUGUUGGUAUUGGUGUCAUCAGCAUAGAAAGAGCAUACCCAUUGUCUCUGGGUUCAAAUAUUGGCACAACUACGACAGCCAUCCUGGCGGCUAUGGCAAGUCCUGGAGACAGUCUGGCUAAUGCUCUACAGAUUGCCCUUGUGCACUUCCUGUUCAACAUCUCUGGCAUCGUUCUGUGGUAUCCAAUCCCCUUCACCCGCUUCCCUAUCCGACUGGCUAAAGGCCUGGGCAACAUCACCGCCUCCUACCGCUGGUUUGCUGCUGUCUACAUCAUCUGCUGCUUCUUCAUUUUACCGCUCUUUGUCUUUAGUCUGUCACUAGCUGGCUGGCAAGUGCUGGUGGGAGUUGGUGUACCUCUGGUUGUCAUGUUGGUCAUCAUCAUAGUGAUCAACAUACUGCAGAAAAAGAAACCCAAUUGUCUACCUGCAGUAUUACAAUCCUGGGACUUCCUCCCCCUGUGGGCCCACUCUUUGGCUCCCUGGGACAAAGUGGUCGGUCUGAUUACGGCCAAAUGCUGUUGCUGCUGCAAAUGCUGUCAGUUUACUGCUGGUGAUCCGGAACACAGAGAGGAAGAAUCUGUGGAAAACAGCAAGAAGCCACACACAGAGGCGUACGAUAACCCUGCAAUGAGUGCCGAGAAGGAAGUAGAAAAUGAGAUAAAGAUAGAGCUAGAAAUUCUCAAAAUGACUCGGCUUUGAGAUUAGAUUUAUGUGUGUGACUAUGUGCAUAAUAUAAAAAAGUGCAUUGGUCAUGCACACGGACCAAACACAUUUAGGAAAGAUUCUCAAAUUUACACUGUUUACACUUUUAAUUUAAUUAGAUUCUUUUGAGUAAAAAAUGGAUGUAUAGAGAAUUCCAG
Scatophagus argus is the source of this 2162-nucleotide messenger RNA. RefSeq names its product sodium-dependent phosphate transport protein 2B-like. Lineage: Eukaryota; Metazoa; Chordata; Actinopteri; Scatophagidae. Gene Ontology annotation, molecular function: sodium:phosphate symporter activity. The record is from RefSeq and is a predicted model, not a curated record. The transcript is spliced from 13 exons. The coding region runs from base 1 to 2001 and encodes 666 amino acids. Gene Ontology annotation, biological process: intracellular phosphate ion homeostasis; sodium-dependent phosphate transport. Gene Ontology annotation, cellular component: vesicle; brush border; apical plasma membrane.